AAUCACAUGACAGUUCCCUUCCUUCGACAGUCUGUCACUCUGACCAGUGUUAGAACUCUACAUUUGUGUGUGGUCUGGAAUUGUGUCCUUCGAGUGAAAUAAAAUAAAAUAAAAUGGCUGCACGCUAUAGAGAAACUUAUAUUUAUUCGUUUGGAGGGUUAUUGGUCGCUGCGGUCGUCGUGUUUGGCCUCUACUACAUUCUCACCGGACAAGGCGAAAGAAUUGACAUUGGCUGGUUUUUGGAAACAAUUACACCUUACAUGUGGGCAACUACUGGCAUUGCAUUUGCUGUUUCCCUGUCAGUCAUAGGAGCUGCUCUUGGCAUCUAUACCACUGGCUCAAGCAUUAUUGGUGGGGGAGUUAAAGCCCCUAGGAUCAAAACCAAAAAUUUGAUCAGUGUUAUUUUCUGUGAAGCUGUAGCCAUUUAUGGGCUCAUCAUUGCAAUUGUCCUUGCUGGAAUGUUGGAUAAAUAUGAUCCGUUAAAAGCAUCUCCUGAGAAAGUUGCACUAAACUACUUUUCCGGGUUCGCCAUGUUUGGAUCGGGUUUAACUGUUGGUUUAGUUAAUUUGUUCUGUGGCAUUUCAGUCGGAAUUGUUGGAUCCGGAGCAGCCCUGGCUGAUGCAGCUAAUCCCUCCCUUUUCGUCAAGAUUUUGAUCGUGGAAAUUUUCGGCAGUGCAGUUGGUCUCUUUGGACUUAUUGUUGGCAUCUUAAUGUCAUCAAGGAUUAAAAUGGGAGACAUAUAAGAAGAUGAUUUCUGUAACAUUCAUUCCUUUUACUGUAAUAUUUUUUUAAUUCUUUUUUUUUCUCUUUUUUUUUACAAUGAAUGUUUCGUUAGUCAGAUGUUUAUGCCAUUUGGUCGUGUUUGUUGUCAUCCAAACUUCUUUCCUUUUAACCAACUGAAAAUUAGCGCUCUAAAGUCUCGUAUAUCCCUUGUAUAGAACAACAAAUCAACUUACAUGUAACUGUAAUUUAAAAUAAAGACGAGGCCGAGCAUUAAUUUGGGUGUAUGACCAGGUGGUAUAAAUUAAUGGUUUUAGUUGCCCCCUGUGUUGGAUGUUUGCUUCUUAGCCUUUUCCCAUUUCUGUCGCAAAAGUAUGCAUCCGAUCAAAUAAAGUUAAGAACACAAAA
Messenger RNA from Daphnia magna, 1128 nucleotides. RefSeq names its product V-type proton ATPase 21 kDa proteolipid subunit. The transcript is spliced from 7 exons. Bases 114 to 743 code for a protein of 209 amino acids. Gene Ontology annotation, cellular component: proton-transporting V-type ATPase, V0 domain. The record is from RefSeq and is a predicted model, not a curated record. Gene Ontology annotation, molecular function: proton-transporting ATPase activity, rotational mechanism. Gene Ontology annotation, biological process: proton transmembrane transport. Lineage: Eukaryota; Metazoa; Arthropoda; Branchiopoda; Diplostraca; Daphniidae.